CAAAAAGGCGGCAGUGACGGCCUACAAAAAUUCCAGGCUGAAUCCCUGCGCGACCUGCCCAUUGUGACAACUCAGGGCACAAAGGCUCUCGCCAACGCUCUGACUGACUGCGUGCACACAGUGGGCGAGAACAUGGCGGUUUCGCGAGCUGUCAGCAUGAAGCUGGCGCCGGAGGAGAAGACCAGCAAAAUCAUGGCCUACUGUCACAUGAGCACUGCCGGCGGAAAGCGUAACCUUCGGAACGUACAGUUCGCAAAGUACGUCGCCUUCAUUCGAUACCGACUGCUGAAGGCAGCUGAUGAGGCCGCAGCCGCCUCCGGACGGCAAGAUCGAGCUGCCCAAGUGGGUCUCCAGCUCUGCCAGCACAUUGUGGGCAUGAAUCCGCGGCCGGGACUGAAGCUGUCUCCCCCGGCGGACAAUCCGGAUGACGAACGCUGUCUCCUGCUGCAGAAGUUCCUCCUGGACGAGUCCAUGGACAUCCGCACCCUGCUGGAGCAAAAUAACAUCCAGUUGGAGGAAUUCCUGCGCAUGGAAUGCGGCCAGGAGGAUGAGGAGGAGCCUGGGGACCAAGCCACAGCCUCUUCCACCGCUGUUGACAAUGCGGCCCUGUCCUGA
Molecule: messenger RNA, 615 nt
Organism: Dibothriocephalus latus
Lineage: Eukaryota; Metazoa; Platyhelminthes; Cestoda; Diphyllobothriidea; Diphyllobothriidae
Source: the annotation of a GenBank genome assembly